CGUUUUGGCCCGGUUAAGUUGAGUGGUGUAAAAACUGUUAAUAACAUCAAACAGCGUGCUGUAACUGAAGAAGAAUCGUCUGAGUUUGAGAUGAUCUUGUCACUAGGAUUGACAUAGGACAUUUCCCCCAUGUAAAUAUCACUGAGGCUCCUUUCAGACCAUGGCCAUAAAUUCCAUCCACUGGUUCCGUAAAGGACUGCGUCUCCAUGAUAACCCUGCCCUGCUGGACGCUAUUCGCGGGGCAGACACUCUGCGCUGCGUUUACUUUUUGGAUCCAUGGUUUGCUGGCUCUUCCAACCUUGGAGUCAACAGGUGGAGGUUCCUUCUGCAGUGUUUAGAGGACUUGGACAACAGCCUUCGGAAACUCAAUUCCCGCCUUUUUGUCAUCCGGGGCCAACCUGCGAACAUCUUCCCUCGGCUCUUCAAGGAGUGGAAGAUAACACGCUUAACCUUCGAGUGCGACUCAGAGCCGUUUGGGAAGGAGAGGGAUGCGGCCAUCAGAAAGCUAGCGUCAGAGGCUGGAGUGGACGUCAACGUUAAAAUCUCACACACGCUCUAUGACCUUGACAAGAUCAUUGAGUUAAAUGGAGGUCAGCCCCCUCUAACUUACAAGCGCUUCCAGACCCUGGUCAGCAGUAUGGACCCUCCUGAAGCUCCCCUGGAUCCUCCAUCUAAGGAGUUCAUGGGCAAGUGCACCACACCAGUGUCUGAUAACCACCAGGAAAAGUACGGGGUUCCCUUACUGGAAGAGUUAGGAUUUGACACUGAAGACCUGGCUCCUGUAGUCUGGCCUGGAGGGGAAUCAGAGGCUCUGGGCAGAAUUGAGAGGCACCUUGGGCCAGAUUCUUCCACCGCCUGGCAAGAAAACUUUGAAAGGCCAAAGAUGAAUUCUAGUCCUUUACUGGCCAGCCCACUGGGCCUGAGUCCAUACCUGCGCUUCGGCUGCCUCUCCUGUCGUCUGUUUUACUCCAAACUCACAGAACUCUACAAGAAGGUCAAGAAGAACGGUAAUCCUUCCAUCUCCCUCUAUGACAAACUGCUGUGGAGGGAGUUCUUCUACACGGCUGCCACGAACAACCCACGCUUUGAUAAAAUGGAGGGCAACCCCAUCUGCAUACGGAUUCCGUGGGACAAGAACGCGGAGGCCCUGGCCAAGUGGGCCGAAGCCAAGACGGGCUUCCCCUGGAUAGACGCCAUCAUGACCCAGCUCAGGCAGGAGGGCUGGAUCCACCACUUGGCCAGACACGCCGUGGCUUGUUUCCUCACCCGCGGGGACCUGUGGAUCAGCUGGGAGGAGGGCAUGAAGGUGUUUGAGGAGCUUUUGCUGGAUGCUGACUGGAGCGUGAACGCCGGCAGCUGGAUGUGCCACUCCUGCAGCUCCUUCUUUCAGCAGUUCUUUCACUGCUACUGCCCGGUGGGCUUUGGCCGUCGCAUCGACCCCAACGGGGACUUCAUCAGACGCUAUUUACCUGUCCUCCAAGAUUUCCCAGCCAAAUAUAUCUAUGACCCGUGGAACGCCCCAGAAUCCGUGCAGGUUGCGGCCAAGUGCAUCGUGGGAGUUGACUAUCCCAAGCCCAUGGUGAACCACGCCGAAGCCAGUCGCCUCAACAUCGAGAGGAUGAGACAAAUCUAUCAGCAGCUCUCUCGUUACCGAGGGCUGAGUCUUCUUGCCACUGUACCGUCCAAUCAUGUUGAGGAUCUGAAUGUGAAUGGAAAUCAGGGUGCAAUAGUUCCCUCUCCUGGCAGGAGAAACCGUGGGAUCUCUGUACCCUAUGGUAGCCGGAGGGAGGCCAGGGCCACUGCAGGGACAAGUGGAGAGCAGCCUGGACCAAGUCGAAUGAAGCAUCGCAGCACAGGGCAAGGGAAACGAACGGCGUCACACCCUGCUCACGGAUCUGCUAGUCAAAAUCUCCAUCCUAAAGACAGCUCUCAUACAUUUGCUGUGCCCCAGCAUCCAGGUCAGCAGGGUUGUUUGGUAGCGGGCGGCGGCUCAGGGAAAAGAGAGCGGGAGGCGGAGCAGGACCCGGGCGGGGACGAGGCGUCCUCAUCCUCAGCUCACAAGGUACAGCGACAAAGUAAAGAGAAGAGCACUGACCAACCACAGGAGAACAUGGCUUUCUCAUCCUGAGCGGCACCUCACACAGAGCUCGGUGUACUGUAUUAUAACCAUACAUUCAUCUAUACCCCUAGGUUUUUUAUUAUUAUUAUUAUUAAAUACAAAGUACCAAACCUCUACAAAAAAACUGAAAUGGAAACUUUUCUUAUGAAUUCAUACCAGUUCCUAUUGACGUUUUAGACAGAAAUUUUCAAUACAGCUCGAUUUUGUAUUCAAUGAGCAAACUGAAGAUUGGAGUCUAAUCAUAUGAUUAUUACCUUUAUGUGAUAUAAGACUAAACAUUUAGUCUUUAAACUGUAAAAUCUCACGCCAAAGGUAAAAUCAGUAUAGAUUUACCACAUGAUAAAGAGCAAAAAAAAUAAAUAAAUAAAAACCACACAAAGAAAAAUUCAAACAUUUUGUACUCACAAACUGAGAACUUUGAAUAGACCUGCAUUGCAAAAUCUAAUGUGGUGUCUUACAAAAACAGACAGCUAAACUUACAAAGAGAUCAGGGCAUUGAAACGUACCGUAAAAGACAAGCAGCUGUUAAAACCCACCAGUCUGUCUGAUAAUGCUGACCUGCAAAAAUGUGAUGGAAGUAUAACUACAGUGUCUUCAUUUUGUUAAAAAAAAAAAAAAAAAAAAAUCCACGCCGGCCUUUAAUUACAGUUCCGUCUGUCAGUGAGGUCAGAAAAAUUUGAGCAGGUUUAUUGUUGAUCCCAUGCCCUUGGCCUGUGGUAUGAAGUUCAGUUUGGUUCGAUGAAACAUUUGAGAUGGACUAGUCAAUCUCUCGUUAUCGUUUGAAUGUUGUCUGGGUUACAGGGUUAAUGACAUCUUAAUAAACAUACCUGCAAGACAGUGUAUAUACAGCGAGGUUUUACUGCGUCUGUCUUACGGCGAUUAGCAAACAAGGGUCUUUCAGUAUUUACAGAUGUCCGUCUUCACCCCUCGGAGCACUUACAUCAGUGUUAACAUUUAUGAUUGUCAAGUUGCCUGUUCUUUUGAAAGUUUGUGAUCUGAUAAUUUGUUGUCCAGUGUAUGAUUUCAUGUUAGUAUUAUAUCAUCUUAAGUCUGGGUACGCAGCCAAACAGAGAAGUCUUUUAGGACUUUGAUCAUCAACUUUAGCAGGUUUUAUGAGUCAUCUCAUCCAGUCUUCCAUCCUCUCAUACAGAAAAGUAUUUUUUUUUUUUUUUUCCAUUGACAGUACCCUGCACUAAGCACAGGAUCCACGUGAACCAAAUUUUAUGUUAAUGCCUUUGUGUGUUUUUUUUUCCCCCUUCCAUUUAUGUCCUACUUUUUCUACAUAAUAGUUCAUUUUCUUUAAGCUGUACAUUAAAGCUAUUGUUGGCUUUCAUUUUUUUCUACAGAAACUUUGUAACUCUGUUAUGGUUUUAAAGUUUAUAAUGAAAACAGAGGUCAGAUGUGUAUGCACAUUUAUCUCAGCCGUUGUCUGUGUAUAUUGU
Messenger RNA from Chanos chanos (milkfish), 3561 nucleotides. It is a transcript of the gene cry3b, whose product is annotated as cryptochrome circadian regulator 3b. Gene Ontology annotation, molecular function: FAD binding; DNA binding. The transcript has 15 exons. NCBI's taxonomy places the organism in Eukaryota, Metazoa, Chordata, Actinopteri, Gonorynchiformes, Chanidae. The coding region runs from base 161 to 2128 and encodes 655 amino acids. Gene Ontology annotation, cellular component: cytoplasm; nucleus. Gene Ontology annotation, biological process: circadian regulation of gene expression; negative regulation of DNA-templated transcription; entrainment of circadian clock by photoperiod. The record is from RefSeq and is a predicted model, not a curated record.